GCACUGAGGUACCAAACGUCCGUUAGCACAACCGCGUUUUCACACCACACCGGUCAAUAAGGUGAUAGCAACGUGCCUGCUCAACCAUGGCUUCCGACGAACCUAAAGCAAAGAAACAAAAACUCUCAGAGGAGGAGAAGACAGAGUCUCCGACCAAAAAGACUGCUGACAAACUAAGCCCUAAUACACUCUUUGGGAUGGGAAACCCCUUACUGGACAUCUGUGCUGUAGUGGACAAAGACUUCCUGGACAAGUACACUCUGAAACCCAAUGACCAGAUCCUGGCAGAGGACAAACACAAAGAACUGUUUGAGGAGAUAGUGAAGAAGUUCAAAGUGGAGUACCACGCUGGAGGAGCCACACAGAACUCUAUAAAGAUCGCUCAGUGGAUGAUCCAGGAACCCGAUAAGGUCGGCACGUUCUUUGGCUGCAUUGGCAAAGACAAGUUUGGAGGGAUCCUGAAGCAGAAGGCUGAGGAGGCUCACAUCGACGCCCACUACUACGAGCAAUCUGAAGAGCCCACAGGGUCCUGUGCUGCGUGCAUCACCGGAGACAACAGGUCUCUAGUAGCUAACCUAGCUGCUGCUAACUGUUAUAAGAAGGACAAGCAUCUAGACCUGGAGGAAAACUGGGAGCUGGUGGAAAAAGCUAAAGUCUACUAUAUUGCAGGUUUCUUCCUCACUGUGUCCCUGGAGUCCAUCCUGAAAGUGGCGAAGCACGCCUCUGAAAACAACAAACUGUUUUGCCUGAACCUCUCCGCGCCCUUCAUCUGCCAGUUCUUCAAGGAUAACCUCAUGCAGGUUAUGCCCUACGUCGAUGUGCUGUUCGGCAAUGAGACAGAAGCAGCAGCGUUCGCUAAAGAGCUUGACUUCGAGACUAAGGACAUUAAGGAAAUUGCCAAGAAAGCCCAGGCUUUGCCCAAAGUCAACACAAAGAGGAAGAGGAUUGUAGUGUUGACUCAGGGGAAGGAAGAGACUUCUAUGGCUCUGAGUGAAAAGGUCGAGACAUUCCCCGUACUGAAGAUUGACCCGAAGGACAUCGUCGACACAAACGGUGCCGGUGAUGCCUUUGUAGGAGGUUUCCUGUCUGAGUUAGUUCAGGAGAAACCUCUGGAUCAGUGCGUGAAGGCGGCGCACUACGCUGCCAACGUCAUCAUCAGACGAGCAGGAUGCACCUUCCCAGAAAAACCCGACUUCAACUGAGGAGUCCCGGAUCUUGUCGUUUAGCCUGAAAUCUCACACCCACCCUGCCAAACAUAACUCUGACCCAUUUUUGUCCCACUAUCUUCUACAAAUCUCUCCAAAAAUUAUUGUAGCCACAUUUGCCUCCCAUCCAUGUUUUUUGUUUUUUUCAAACUCAUCUGCACAUAAUUUCAUAAUCCACACAAUUAGGUUGGGUGCCUCCUGACGUGUGCCUUCCCCAUGUUCUGCUCUUGGGGCUGCUGCAGGAUCAUGCAGCCAAGAGCCAAUGGAUAUUUGUUGGAUAGAUAAACCACCAUUAAGGAAUCAUGAAAACAUCACAUAAUGUAAUCAUUUUAAUUCAAACAAAGGAACUAACCUGGAUGGUUGUUUAAUUUCCCCCAAAAACAUUUCGGACCGAACACUGCAAACGUCUGGACGCACAUCACACGCUGCUGCGAGCGCUCGUGUUGACAUCCCGCAACUCUUUGAAGAAGUUUUUUCAACAAUGGGAGGACACACUUUACACAAACAGAGGACUAAUGAAUAUAAGAUCAGUCAAUGGAAGUUUUGUAUACUGCAUUAUAACGUGCAGUAGUGACUUAUUUAAGACAAAAUAUACCUGAUUAUGAGUUUGUUCUUAUUUAAGAGUUAAUUUAACAGGCCAGUAAUGAAAUCGAAUGGUUUUUCUUUUAAAUGUGUCAAAGCCUCUGCCCAUGUCCUGUGAUGCCCGUUAAAUGUCAGCUUCAAUUUUGUUAAAUGUCAGCUUCAAUUUUGUUCAACAUCAAAAUUGUGGGAGUACUUUUUUUCUCCUACGCUGUUUUUUGGGCAGGUGCUUCUUGUAAUGAGUGCCUUUUUAACCCUUCCUUAAAAAAAAACUACUUUUCUCGUCUCAAUACUUCAAUUUUUACCUGAGAUAGUGGCCUCUGUUCUUUCUGGGUGUCUUUUUGAUCUCUAGCUAAAUCAUAGAAAAACUUUAAGACCGUCCAUUUUGAUUUGUAUUAUUUACAUUUAUUCAGAUUUUUAUAUUUUUGUCACUGCUGCAACUGGCAAAAGAUGGAAAAUAAAUAAGGGAAACAGAUCUAAAGCUGAAUUCAGGCUCAGGUUAAUCUUGUGAUAUGGGGCCAAAACAUUUCAAUAUUAUUGUUUUAAAGUCUGGUAUGCGCAGCACUGAAUACUUGAAAACAAGUCUCCUGAGAAUAGAUCUGCUCUUAGAAUGUGAUGAGCAAGAAGCAUGUUUUCUGAAUACUACAGGAGUUGUUUUGACACUUCAUCUAUCUGUUAGUGUUGUCCCUUUUGCCUCUGUUAAAUGACAGACUUUUUUUUUAUACCAGUACACCAAAAAGCCUUAUGUCCUCUUACCAUUUCUUCCUGAUGUCAGUUGUACUCAAGUUGCCCAUCUGUGCUAGAAUGUGAUGCUUAAAAUUUACAAAUUAAACAUACAACAAGGA
Messenger RNA from Eleginops maclovinus (Patagonian blennie), 2629 nucleotides. It is a transcript of the gene adka, whose product is annotated as adenosine kinase a. NCBI's taxonomy places the organism in Eukaryota, Metazoa, Chordata, Actinopteri, Perciformes, Eleginopidae. The transcript has 11 exons. Gene Ontology annotation, molecular function: adenosine kinase activity. Gene Ontology annotation, cellular component: cytosol; nucleus. Gene Ontology annotation, biological process: purine ribonucleoside salvage; purine nucleobase metabolic process. The coding region runs from base 87 to 1202 and encodes 371 amino acids. The record is from RefSeq and is a predicted model, not a curated record.